AUGGUACAUUUCAUUGAAAUCAUUAGAAUGAGUCUAUAUUGUAGAAAGUAUCUAUUAUUCAUUUCAAGAGAAAAGAGUGAAAUGUUAAAGACUGAGGUUGAUUUCCUUGGUUUCCACAUUCAUAAAGAUGGUAUAUCUCCAAGAGCUGCAAAGGUUAGAGCUAUCUCUGAGUUACCUGAACCAAGAAACGCCAAAGAAGCUGAAGCUGCAUUAGGUCUUUUUGGAUUCUUCAAGAGACACAUUGAAAAUUUCGCUGAAAAGACCUAUCACCUUUCCAAAGAAUCAAAAGGAAAAAACAAGAAAACACUUUCUGAUGAAUCACUCAAAGAAUUCAAUAAUCUAAAGAAAGAGUUUGAAGGUGAAAAUAUUGUCGCUAUUCCAAUUGAACAAGAUAACUCCAUACCAAUAGAUAUCGAAAAGGUUAAAGCAUCAACAGACAUGCCAUUACAUUCAGAUAAUAAUAAUCUAAACAAUGGUAGUUUUCACUUGUAUUGUGAUGUUAGUGAUAAAGCAUUAUCAGGUGUAUUAUAUCAAAUUCAAGGUGAUAAAUUCAAAGUCAUUUGGUUUUACAGUAGAAAACUUACUGAUACUCAAAAGAGGUACAGCAUAGGUGAUAGAGAGUUCCUUUCGAUCAUUGAUUCUCUAAAGAAGUUUCAACAUUUAUUAAUUGGUAAAAAAGGUUUCAAUCUACACUGA
This is a messenger RNA of Dictyostelium discoideum AX4, 696 nucleotides long. RefSeq lists its product as hypothetical. The transcript has a single exon. The coding region runs from base 1 to 696 and encodes 231 amino acids. Lineage: Eukaryota; Evosea; Eumycetozoa; Dictyosteliales; Dictyosteliaceae. The record is from RefSeq and is a predicted model, not a curated record.